Gopherus flavomarginatus (Mexican gopher tortoise) is the source of this 4849-nucleotide messenger RNA. RefSeq names its product CDK2 associated cullin domain 1 (gene CACUL1). Bases 156 to 1223 code for a protein of 355 amino acids. The transcript is spliced from 9 exons. Gene Ontology annotation, biological process: ubiquitin-dependent protein catabolic process. Gene Ontology annotation, molecular function: ubiquitin protein ligase binding. Lineage: Eukaryota; Metazoa; Chordata; Testudines; Testudinidae. The record is from RefSeq and is a predicted model, not a curated record.
ACGGCUGAAGCUUGAGCUUGCUUUUCCGCAGCUUUGCCCUGCCCUCCUGAGCCGGAGGUCCUGAGCCCUGGGAUGUAACGUGCAGGAUGAGAGGUCGGUUGUGAGCCCCCACCUCCCCCAGCCGGACCGAGCGGGGCCCCCCUCCCCCGGGCAGGAUGGAGGAGGAGAGCAUGGAGGAGGAGGGGGGCAGCAGCAGCAGCUAUGAGGCCAUGAUGGAUGAUCAGAACCAUAACAACUGGGAGGCCGGUGUGGAUGGCUACAGGCAGCAGCACCCUGCGGGCCAUGCCCAGGCCCCCCUUGGGGACAGGGCCCUGCAGCUGCCCGCGGACAGGAAGGGCCACAGGGGGCAGCAGGAGGAGGAAGAGGCCCAGAUGGUGCCAGAAGCCAAUGGCCUGAUGAAGGGCUGUGACUCUGCAGGGGCUGCAGGCAAGGGAGGAGCCGUCGCUGCUGCCAUCAUCAACACCUCCACCUCCAAGUUCUUAAUGAAUGUUAUAACCAUUGAAGAUUAUAAGAGCACAUAUUGGCCAAAGUUGGACAGUGCCAUAGAUCAGCUUUUAACUCAGAGUCCUGGUGACUACAUCCCCAUCUCCUAUGAACAAAUAUACAGUUGUGUGUAUAAAUGUGUAUGCCAGCAGCAUUCGGAACAGAUGUAUAGUGACCUAAUAAAAAAGAUAACUAACCACUUAGAGAGAGUCUCAAAGGAGCUGCAGGCCAGCCCUCCAGAUCUGUAUAUUGAAAGAUUUAACAUAGCUCUUGGACAAUAUAUGGGAGCAUUGCAGAGCAUUGUGCCUCUUUUCAUAUAUAUGAAUAAAUUUUACAUAGAAACCAAGCUUAACAGAGACUUAAAAGAUGACCUUAUAAAGCUGUUUACGGAACAUGUUGCAGAAAAGCACAUUUACAGCCUAAUGCCUUUACUUUUAGAAGCUCAGUCAACACCGUUUCAAAUAACCCCUUCGACCAUGGCAAAUAUUGUGAAAGGCCUGUAUACACUUAGACCAGAGUGGGUUCAGAUGGCACCAGCUUUAUUUUCUAAAUUCAUCCCAAACAUUCUCCCCCCUGCUGUGGAAUCUGAGCUUCAAGAAUAUGCUGCUCAAGACCAGAAACUUCAAAGAGAGCUUAUGCAGAAUGGAUUUACCAGAGGUGACCAGUCACGCAAGAGAGCUGGAGAAGAGUUAACUUACAAUGGCUCAUCAGCAUGUGCAAGCUCCAGAGGGUACAGAUAAUGAAUAUACCGGAUGUGCUUUUAUUCCUAGCCAGAACAGACACUGGAGGAGCACAGAUGAUAUCCAGAGCCUCAGCUGGGGUCUGCUGAUAUUCAGGAGCUCAGUCACAAGUUAUACCUGGAAGAGGAGUUUGGACUUUCUUUGUUAUGUAAUAAAAUGUCAGUUGCUGCUACACUUGGGAUAACUUUGAAAGACAUGACUCUUUGGUUUGGUCUCUCAGCAAGUUCUUAUUCUCUGAUUCCUUGAGGAAUGCGCCUUGAAAAACAGAUAAUUUCUAAGUGAAAAUUGGCAGCCAAAAUCAGCAGCUUCCUCCAAAAAUGUUAUAAUGGAAGAAUCUCUUUUGCACUCUUGUUUUUUUAUUAUGGACAUUCUUUAAACUAAUUAACACAUCAGUGUAUUAGUUUUAAAACUUCAAGGUAUUUUCUGAAGCUUUUACUUAAAUAAUAAGAGUAAAGAUUUGUUACUUUGCAGUAUUUAUUAUUCAGUACAAAGUGACAGCAGCUUUAAGAGUUGGUCCUUUCUAAAUAUAAUUCUGACAAUGAGUUUUUGAUUCCGGAUUUGUUUCUUCCAUCUGUUCUUUCCUAAUUUCUUUUCCUUUUUUUGUAUGUUUUUUGACUCUGUGCCUUCAGCUUGUGCACUUGGCAACUUUACCGACCAUAUUUGGUGAAUGCAAAAUGUGUUCUUAAGGAAAAGCUUGUGAUAUUGUGAACAAAUAUGCUGCAAAGUCACAAGUUUCUCCUGCAUUACUAGGAUAUGAAUUUAGAAAGGAAGAAAAAGUUUAACCUGACAGUGUCACUGAUAGUGAUUUGGCCCCCUUCCCACUUUGUAUUUUUCAAGUGUUUAUUUAGUAUUAACAGUGGGACCAACUCUUGUAGAAACAUCCCCCUGCCCCUCCCCUCUCCCUUUUCUGGUGAGUUUGUUGGCCUCCAUAGUAGUUACAACAGAUCAAUGUGAACUCCAAAAUGAAUGCAAUGCCAUGUUUUGUUUUGUGUGUCAUUUUGGAACAUUAGCUGCCACAGCUGAGAGUUGGAUUAUGAGCAAGAUUCUCCAGUCUCUUAAAUUAAGCGAUGUGCCCCUCUGGCAGCACUGAGCAGACUUAACCCUGCUGUAGUUGGUCAGUGGAUGACAGCACCCAUGCAGGGCUGCCGGAGUGGCUCUGACAGGCUACCAGCAUAGGGAGUGUGACUGGGGAAAAGGGAUAUGGCCCUGCAUCCAAACAGCCGGAGUGCAAGAUACACAGCACCGUUCAGGAUCAGGGAGAUACCAAGGUGAUGUACUGCAUAUGUGCAUGCAUACACCCUCUUCUAGACUUGUGCCAAGCUCAGCUGGGCUGGGCUGGUAAAUCUGGACCUGUAGUCUUAAUCGUAAUGGUUAGGAGAUGAGUUUCAGUCAGCAGUAUGGGUAAUCGAAUCCACUUAAUUUAAAUAGGGAGAGAAAUGUACUUGCAAAAGUAAUUUUGAUUCCAGAUUCCUUUUGUCAUCUUUAGUUAAGAAGAAAAAAAACAAAACCCUUAGUGAUAUCAGAAACCUUUCUGAGCUGAGACAGAAGUGUAUCCACAGUUCUGUCACACAUGGCUGUCGUACCUUUAGAGAGAUUCUCUAAGCUUGAAUGAGUUGUCUAUAGAUUGCAGGAAAAAGCAAAAUAUACAUGUGGCAGUGACAAAGAGUUCUUUUCUUUCCAACGUUGCUUUGUAAACAGACUGUAUUCCCUUCUUGUUUAAAUUGAGAGUCAGAGAUUCCAAAGCCAGAAGGGCCUAUUGUGAUCAAGUAGUCUGACCUCCUGUAUAAGACAGGCCACAGAACUUCCCCAAAAUAAUUCCCAGAGCAGAGCUUGUAGAAAAACAUCCAAUCUUGAUUUAAAAAUUCAGAGAUGGAGAAUCCAUCAUGACCCUUGGUAAAUUGUCCCAGUGCUUAAUUAGUUUCAUUGUUUAAAAUUUACUCCUUGUUUCCAGUCUGAAUUUGUCUAGCUUCAACUUUCAGCCCUUGGAAGGUGUUGUACCUUUCUCUGCUAGAUGAAAGAGCCCAUUAUUAAGUAUUUGUUCCCCAUGUAGAUACUCGGACUAUGAUCAAAUCACCCCCGAUCUUCCUUUUGUUAAGCUAAAUAGUUAUAUCAUCAUAUGGCAUGUUUUCUAAUCCUUUAAUCAUUCCCGUGGCUCUUCUCUGAAUCCCCACCAAUUUAUCUAUGUCCUUGAAUUGUGGGCACCAAAGCUGGACACGGUAUUCCAGCAGCAGUCGCAGUAGUGCCAAAUACAGAGGUAAAAUAACCUCUCUAGUCCCACUCGAGAUGUAUGCAUUCCAGGGUUUCAUUAGCUCUUUUGGCCACAGUGUCACACUGCGAGCUCAUGUUCAGCUAAUUAUCCACCCUGACCCCCAAAUCUUUUUCAGAAUCACUGUUUCUCAGGAUAGAGUCUCCCAUCAUGUAAGUAUGGCCUACGUGUUUACAUUUAGCUGUAUUAAAACACACAUUGUUUGCUUGCUCCCAGUUUACCAAGAGAUCCAGAUUGCUCUGAAUCAGUAAUCAAAAACAAACCAUCAAGGAUAGGGUUUUCAAAAGCACUCAGCAUUUAGUGUAUCUCUGUUUUGACUGAAGUCAAUAGUUUUAUCGUUGGGAGCGGAGUUAGGCCAAUGUCGAUUGUUUUUUGUAAAUCCUACCGUGAGUGAACACCGUGGAGAAAGUAACAAAUACUGAUAGAGAAUGGCUACCUUUUUUAAUUUUUCCAAGUUCCAAAAUUUUAUCAAGAACAGUUUAAAAAAAUCAGAUUUCAAAAUAAAAACCUUUUGACAGUGUCCUUAGUUGUAUAAUUACUCUGUAUACUGUGACAGCAAAUAUUCUUGAAUUAAGAAUAUAUACAUCAACUAGUUGAUUUAUUACAUCAGUACCAUUCUAGUUCAUAUGAUAGUAUGCAAGCUCCCAGCUUUAUCAUGCCAUUACGAGUUUGCUCUGUUUUUUUUUACAAAGGGUUUACUGAUCUAGGGUUUGUAAAUAACUUGUAGGACUUAGGGCCUCAUAUUUGAGGCAGUGAUUUUAAUUUACUCCUUUAUUGUUGCAUUACACUUAGGACACAGACUUUUGAAACAAUAAUUCUAUAAGAAGGUAAAAUAAAACAUUCCUCUUAGCGUGGACAAUAUUAUAUGCACUAUAACAGUACUUGAAUGCUUUUCACCAUCUGGCGUUCUCGUUUGGCCAGCGGACAUGAGAACUCUCCUUGUAAAGCAUUGUAUUAUGUUGUAAAUUGGCAUUAAAAUUUCUGUAUGUUUUGGCAUUAUUAACCUAAUGCGGAAGUAUUGUUUAUCUUGUCUUCUAGAGUUUUACCAUUGUGAGCAGAGCAUGAAAUGGAGUAUAGCAUAAUAUGCUAAAUUAUUUUGUUUCUUUGUAAACUUGAAUUUUACUUACAGUAAAACUAACUCAACCAAUUUGAACAUUGAUGCUGUAAAACCAUGACUACAAGGCAGCAUGGUCCUAGUUACACUAGUAACUCUAACCAAAUAACAACUUUGUGGUAAAUUUGCAUCUGUUGCUUACCAUGAGACUAAACAGUAAAUUUGGUUAUACAUCGGGUGUCCUCUUCUGUGUCGCACUGGUUCUCUAGGCAAACUUGCUAUAUUAAAAUAUUUUUAGAUGAAUUU